GGUUUAUUAGAUUGGAAAGCAUGGCGGCACUUUACAAAUCUUUGUGGCUGAUUAUUCUCCAGAUUUCGCUCAGUUUUGCCUCAAAACUGAACGCACCGAAGGUUUUACUCCCGUACUAUUCUACAGUAGCUACGAACUUUACGUUAGAAGCAAGCGAUGGCUGUUUCACGUGGAGGUCAACGAGACCAGAGGUUGCAACCGUCCAGAUUGUCCCAGUGCAUCAUGGGAAGGAAUGUUCCAACAAGGCUGUUGUUACGGCCGUGUCGACUCAACCCAACAAACUUACCUCUAUUAUACUAGCAGAGGAACAGGAAACGGGACAGAUGCUGCGGUGUGACGUCAUCGUGGACAGGAUUCACUCCAUCACAGUGGAGACCACCACGCGGGAACUUUACCUGGAGGAUUCCCCGGAGUCGUUUGAGAUCAAGGCGCUUGAUGACGAGCUGAACACGUUCAGUAGUCUGGAAGGAGAGGAAUUUGAUUGGACGUUAGUUAACGAUCCUGAGUCUGAUGUACCUGCUGCUACUAUCCUCAGGAUUCUGAGGUUUGCUGACACCUCCUACGCCGCCCCGCCAGACGUUCUCACGCUGGAGAGUGCCGGGAAGCAGGGGAACGUCGCUCUCGUAGAGGGCAUUAAAACUGGGUCUGCCAAGGUCAACAUCAAACUGAAGGACCCCAUCUACAAGGAUGUAUCGCCAGCGGAAGUCCAACUGGUCGUGAUUGACAACUUACUUCUCAACCCAUCCUACGACGUGUACCUUGUACAGGGACAGCGUAUCAAGUACAGGGUGGAAAGAUUCAGACAGGGAAAGAUCAAUGAGGUGGCCAUGCCUUCUACCCAGUACAUGUUUGAGCUACAAGGUGGAAGUUAUAAGAUUGCUAGUCUGGACAGGGACACUUCCACUGUGACUGCUCUUGCUAUGGGCACCACCACCAUCACACUGUAUGACAAGAACAUCAAAUUGCAGGAAGCUCCACAUCACCCAACAGCUGGGAUCCAUGUGGUGGAACCAGGCUCGCUCAAAUUCCUGAUUGCGCCUGGUAAGAGUAACGUACUGGAGACAGGCAGAGAGUAUGAAGUCACCAUAGAGGUUUACAGCAAGAACCCACAUAAGAUCUACCCUUCAGAGAACUUGCUCAUAGAAGGACAUUUUCCAACGGACUUCUUUGAGGUUCUCCACUCGUCCAAGAACGGGUCGUACCAUGUGGUGAGAACUGUCCUAAAGGGGUUCCCAGACAUCAAGGGGACCAUGAAGGGAAUCAUCAAAACUAACGGAGAAGCAGACCUCCUCCCCACCCCAGUGGAGGGCAGCCAAUCAGUGGAGAUCUACGACCCCAUCCAGGUCCUCCCGCCAAUCACUGUGUUCCCAUGGGAACCAAGCAGCAGGCUGACCUAUCAGAAGAUGCUGAAGGCUAUUGGAGGGAGUGGCGCCUUCACUUGGUCGUCGUCAGCCGCAGCUGUCGCCACGAUUAACAGCAAGGGCGUGGUUACCACGGCAACUGUGGGAUCUACGGUCGUCACUGCUUCUGAUGUCAAGAACACUGCCCACACUGGAAAGGCAAAGGUGUACGUGUUACCCCCCAGUGAUAUACAGUUCCUACCUUCACCUGUGGAAGCUGAGAUUGGCACAACGCUGGACCUGCCUCUGGCUCUGUUUGCAGACCUUUCUCAAAACCCCAGAGUGCUGCACCACUAUGAUGACUGUAGACUACUCAAGAUGGAAUUCAAGUUCAGCGACAAGGCAGUCUUCCAACUUGUAGAAGGUGCAACAGCUGUGGAAUCUCCUGUGAACACCAGCUGCAGAGCAGUGCAGGUGAAGGCACUGACCCAGGGCCACACCCAGCUCACAGCUUCAUACAGACAUGCGUCUGUCAACCUACAGGCAACAGUUACCAUUGCAGCAUACAACCCACUAAAACCUGUAGACCCAGAGGAUAUAGCUGUGGUGGCCAUUGGUUCAUCUAAAGAUGUGGUGUUCCAAGGGGGACCUCUUCCCUGGGUGUUGGAUACAUCCAAAUAUCACCCCAGAGCACUGGGUGAGAAGAAUGCACUAGUCUCUAUAGACCAUGUUCCUUCUUAUGGAGGCCAGAAAAAUCUUCACAUCUUCCGAGUGUUGUGUAAAGAUCUUGGGGAUCAGACCCUAACCUCUACAGUUGCAAAUGGCCCAACCGCAAAGAACCAGUUUCCAGCUUCGGCCCGAGCGACAGUCCAGUUCUCGUGUGCGGUCCCCACCUCGCUCCAACUGUACCCAGUUCUCAAAUAUCCUCAGUCAGAUGUGCCCUGUCCCAUCACUCCAGAGUCAGGACAGCAGAUCCCAGUGCACAACUAUGAAUACCUGGAUGUGGAUGUUGUUGUCACCGACGGCAACGGGAGACACUUUGACAACUUCUCCUCAUUGGCCAUCGCCUGGGAAACCAGUGACCAAUCACUGGCCGACUUUGUCAGCCCCACCACCUCCAUAAGAGAGAUUCAUGGGCAAGGAAAAUACACUGGACAUAAAGUUCUCACGUCCAUGCAGACAGUCGUGCCAAAGAGAAAGCGAGGUUCCAUGACCAUCACGGGAGCCAUCCAAGGAUACAACAAGCACUUCUUCCAGUACCAUGGGAUCAAGAUCGCAACUGAUCUCAGUCCCAGGAUCAGCAGCAGCCUGGAUCUCCUAUUGGUGGAUGACGUAAAGUUAGCACCAGAUUCGGUGUCCAUUUUCAACCAUCCAUCCAACAAGGUCCAGAUUGUAGUAAGUGGAGGGUCUGGCCACUUCCAUGUGGAGCCAAGCGACAGCAGAAUCUCUCAGGUCUUCUACAACGACAAAACCAGAAGUAUUGAGGUUGUUCCAGUAGACAACGGUGCUCUGACCUUGACCGUACAUGACCUCUGUCUGGAGAUGCCCCGCCCUGCCCGCGCUGUCAUAUACAUCUCAGGUGUAGAGGUCAUAGAGGUCAAAAUGGUGGACAAGGUACAACUCUACAACGUGAUCCGUGCGGAUGUUCGUGUCCUGGACUCUAGCGGAGAGCCUCUUGCUGCGUCUGUUUUCCCACUUAUGAACCUCACCCCACACCCUGCUACAGGCAUCAUCAGUGUAAGACCGGACCCAAAGCUUGCAGCGGACCCGUACACGGUACGAUAUGAGGUGAAAGGUGACGCCCUGGGCCACACCACGCUCUCGUUCCAGGCUAGCGCCAAGUCCGGAGAAACCAUCAGCAGUCUGCCAAUGAAUGUACAGGUUUUCCCCCCACUGAAACUGAGCCCCAGAAACAUCACCCUGAUCAUAGGAGAGGUGUUCCAGGUAGUGGCUAUAGGAGGGCCUCAGCCACUGGCUGACAUUGUCUACAGUAUUGGGAACAGUGACAUCGCUACAAUAGACAACAGCGGACUGAUUGAAGCUGUGGCAGUUGGUGACACCGUCGUAACAGGCGUGGCACAAACUGAAGACCCGGAGAGCCGUGCGACCAUUACGUGCUCCCAGGACCAGGUGUUUGUAUACGUGGUUCGACUGACCGGUGUGAAAAUACACGCUCCUCUCAACAGGAUACAAACUGGGGCAAAGAUGCCACUGUACGUGAUGGGAGUCAACGAACACCAGACCCCCUUCACUUUCGGACACGCCAUCCCUGGCCUCACCUUCCACUGGUCGCUAGGCAACAAGGACGUGAUAGACCUCCAACCUGUGUACAAGGAGAAUGGUGUCACACUAUCAGAAGACGAUGCAUACGCGAUGCGUGUCCGAGCUCUGAACCAGGGCCAGACUAAUGUCGGGUUACGAGUGAAGUGGUCCCCUCGUAGCUACGACCAGGUGGAGGUGGGCGCCACCCUGACAGACACGGCUCACUUACACGUCUUCGAGAAACUGCGACUGAUGGUACCGGAAACCGACGGCAGCCUCCUUUUGAUGAGUCCCAAGUCUGUCGGACAAAUCAGAACAAACAGAGACGGUGCCUGUAAGGUGGUGUAUGAGCUCAUCACCUGUCCAGAGGAAGGGUCAGUCGUGGCCGUAGACUCCCAGGGCAGAGUGACCGCUGGGUCCGCCACCGGUCAAGCCAACAUCAAGGUCACUGCUAUGGAGGAGUCCGGACUGAAGCAAACCAUCAUUGUCCUGGUCAAGGUGAAGCCAGUGUCCUACAUAACAGUCAACAGUGAAACUGACGUGGCCAGUGUUGGGAACAAACUGUCCGUCAUUCCCGUCGGCAUGACGAUCACCCUCCGCGUCAGUUUCCAUGACAACGUUGGUGAGGAGUUCCACGCAACCAGCGCUGUGUUGAAGAAAAGACCCAACAGGUUUGACUUGACACAGAUCUCCCGAGGCCCAGAGAACGGCACCUUUGUGUUGAAGGCAGCACACGUGGGUCACACCAUACUUAAGGUGUGGGACGAGGGGAACCCCAGGAUAGCAGACUACGUACCCAUCCCUGUAGGCUAUGCCAUCAGCCCCGCCCUUGCAACUGUAUCCAGGGGUGACAUCAUCUGUCUGUCAACUCAGCUCAAGCUGAAAGAAGGGUCCCUGGCCAAGUGGGAGACAUCAGACCAGAGAGUGGUACAGGUAGUGGGUACCACAGGACUGGCCCUGGCCACCAACCCUGGUACUACCACCAUCAACUACAGACUGUCUACAACACAGGCUACACACACAGAGGUGACAGUUGUGCCUGUGGAUGAGGUGCAGAUCCUGACCAAUGGGGUGAAGUUUGUGACCAACGUACCACAGCAGGAGCCGUACCUGGUACCAGUGGUACUGGGGACUGGAGCCACCAAUGUACAAGGGAACUGUAGCAAGGACCUGCUGGCUUCCAUGACAGAGCAGCAAGCCUUCUUACAGAAGUCCCUCUUCCACUGUGGCCUGCUGUUCUCAUCUGAAGUGACAGAGGUCUCUGCUAGAGAGAUGUUCCUGGCUACUCCAGGGUUUGACCCAGAAUCAGGUCAGUACUUCUGUCGCGUGAGCCAGGUUCAACAGAACACCCACCAGGUUCAGGCCAUGAGCACCGUAGAAACAUCUCUCCAGCUACAGAUUUUUGUACAAGCUGCAGAUGGCCAGCCAGAAGUUAGCUCGUCAAUCGCCAGCCUGAGAUUCUAUCCUGCCUUCCAUCUGGGUAAGGCUGACCUGGUGCUGAGUAACAAGCAGACGCGCGGAGAGGUCACCGUGUCUGGAGUGUUGGACGUGCUGAAUAACUUACAGGUUUGUCAGCAGUAA
Messenger RNA from Branchiostoma floridae (Florida lancelet), 5183 nucleotides. Its product is annotated as nuclear pore membrane glycoprotein 210-like. Lineage: Eukaryota; Metazoa; Chordata; Leptocardii; Amphioxiformes; Branchiostomatidae. Gene Ontology annotation, cellular component: nuclear pore. The coding region runs from base 21 to 5183 and encodes 1720 amino acids. The record is from RefSeq and is a predicted model, not a curated record. The transcript is spliced from 36 exons.